AUGGCGUCCCUCGGCGCGAUGCGGCUGCUGGGUAAACUCGGCGGGAUGUUCGCGCGGACGGUCCCGAACGCGCUCAGGGAGACGAGUCGCCGGGCGAUCGUUCGCGUCCCGUGCGUCGGCGCGCCGUCGUCCACGCGCUGGGGCGUCGAGCCGUCGUCCGCGGUCACGGGAAAGCAAAUUCGCGCCGCGUCGUCGUCGUCGGCGUCCAGGAAGAAGGACAAAGGCAAGGCGGCGAAGAAAAAGAAGAAGGGCGGGCCGACGGGGUACGUCGCGAAGAGCACGCGGUCGAGGUUCGGCCCGGACGCGGGGCGCCUGCCGCCGAAGGAGACGGAGCCCGGGUCGAAGCCGCUGCGCGAAGACCUGGACAUGAGCGAGCUGCGAAUCGACUCGCUCCUGAACGAGCUCGUGGACGGCGGCGAGGGGAUGAGCAACCGCGCGAAGUUCCGCGCGCUGCCGAUCGAUGACCAGAUCAUGGGUCGGAUCAAGAGGGAAGAGCUGUGCACGACGCCGUCGCAGGCGGGGCGCGUAGCGCGCAAGCUGCGCAACAGGAACGAGGACACGAAGAUCACGCGGCGGUAUCCGUUCUACCAGGACAUAUCCCCGGAGGACCGGCGCCUCCUCGGUCUGAACGGCGGCAAGCCCGCGUGUACCUUCACGCACGCGGCGACGAACGAGGAUUCGCUCCCGCCGCCGGACGACGUCCCAGAGGUCGCCUUCGCGGGAAGAUCGAACGUCGGGAAGAGCUCGCUCAUCAACGCGAUCACGUUGAGCGCCGCGGCGCGCUCGUCGGACGUCCCCGGGAAGACGCAGUCGCUGAAUUUCUACGACGUGAGCCGCCGAUUGCGCAUCGUGGACAUGCCGGGGUACGGCUUCGCGUUCGCGGCGCCCGACCGCGUGGACGCGUGGAACCGCCUCAUCGACAAGUACCUCACCGGACGCGCGAACUUAAAGCGCGUGUACGUCGUCAUCGACGCGAGGCACGGGUUGAAAGCCCCCGACCGAGAGAUGCUCGCGUUUCUGAGCAAAUACGGCGGCGUGUCGUACCAAGUCGUCCUGAACAAGACGGACCUGGUGAAACCCGGCGACCUCGCGCGGAGGGCGUUCCUCAUCCGAGAGGAGCUCAGGCUGUCGAAGCGCGCACGAGGUAUCGUGGACAUGGCGAGCACGAGCACGGGCGCGGGCGUCAGAGACUUCGCGCGCGGGUUGCUCUCGCUCGCGAUCCCGGAGAAGGCGGAGGACGACGGCGGACGCACAGCUGGCGGCGGAGGAGGGGGAGAGGCGGACGACGAGACGGACGACGAGCGCGAGUCGUACGGCGGCGAGUGGAAGCCCAACUCGGGCGACGCCUCGGUCGCUGGUGGUGGUAAGAAAGCGCGCCCACGCGGGUGGGGCUCGUACGCCGCGGACGACGACGACGACGACGAGCGUCCGCGCGCCGGGGGGUUGGGAGGCGAGUGGAAACCGGGGCGGGGCGCGACGCCGAGGCCGGGCGGCGGACGCGGCGGACGCGGGGGGAGAGGCGGCGGGCGCGGGCGAGGGGGCAGAGGUGGCGGGAGAGGGCGCGCGCGUUGA
Messenger RNA from Micromonas pusilla CCMP1545, 1572 nucleotides. RefSeq lists its product as uncharacterized. The record is from RefSeq and is a predicted model, not a curated record. Gene Ontology annotation, molecular function: GTP binding. The transcript has 2 exons. Lineage: Eukaryota; Viridiplantae; Chlorophyta; Mamiellophyceae; Mamiellales; Mamiellaceae. The coding region runs from base 1 to 1572 and encodes 523 amino acids.